Molecule: messenger RNA, 1293 nt
Organism: Lolium perenne
Lineage: Eukaryota; Viridiplantae; Streptophyta; Magnoliopsida; Poales; Poaceae
Product: F-actin-capping protein subunit beta
Biological process (GO): actin cytoskeleton organization; barbed-end actin filament capping; cell morphogenesis
Cellular component (GO): F-actin capping protein complex; cytoplasm
Molecular function (GO): actin filament binding
Source: RefSeq, a predicted model, not a curated record
CAAACAGACAGAAAAGAAAAAGAAGACAAGAAACUGAAUUACGACAAGAACAAGAAACCAAGAGGAGGAAGCAGAGAGAGGGGGAGAUCCAGGAAGAGGGCGAGGGGGAUAACAUGGAGGCGGCGAUGGAUCUGAUGCGGCGGAUGCCGCCGGGGAGCACCGAGACGGCGCUCAACGCGCUGCUCUCCCUCCUCCCUGACCACUCCGUCGACCUCCUCUCCCAGGUCGACCUCCCGCUCCAGGUUUGCCUGGAUAAGGAGAAUAACAAGGAAUACAUUCUUUGCGAGUACAACCGUGAUGCUGAUUCGUACCGAUCACCUUGGUCAAACAUAUAUGAGCCUCCUUUAGAAGAUGGGACAGUUCCCUCAGAAGAGAUGAGGAAUCUUGAAGUUGAGGCAAAUGAGGUUUUCUCUGUCUACCGUGAUCAGUACUAUGAAGGUGGAAUCUCCUCUGUGUACAUUUGGGAGGAUGAAGACGAGAGUUUCAUCGCAUGUUUCUUGAUAAAGAAAGAUGGACAAGGAAAAAGAGGUCAUAUGCAGAUAGGUUCAUGGGACGCUAUUCAUGUUAUCCAGGUUGCACCUGAACAGGAAGGAAUAGCUCAUUACUGCUUGAACAGCACUGUCAUGUUAUCAUUGACAACAGAUAACAAGAAAUCUGGAACUUUCAACUUGUCUGGUUCAAUUCGGCGGCAGAUGAGCAUGACUCUUGCUGUGGCAGAGGGGCAUCUGGUUAAUAUGGGGAAAAUGAUAGAAGAAAUGGAGGGCAAGCUGAGAAAUUCGCUGGACCAGGUAUUAGCAUCACGUAAAUUUCUUGAAAGAUCUCGGACAUCUGCUUCAACUUGUAAAUGCAUUUAUCCUCGAACGACACAUGGCUGUGAUUACAGGUCUACUUUGGGAAGACCAGGGAAAUGGUUUGCACACUUCGGCCACCACCAGAAGUACUUAACAUGAGAAUACCUGACAGCUGAGCAGAUACAUAGAGAUGCCAGUUUAACAGAGGAAUAUGCCGCGGUGUGACGAUUGUCUCCAUAGUGCCAUAGCCUGUUUCUCUUUCGCUUUUCACAUGUGUAUUUACCAUAGCAGAGUAUUGUUGUCCUUUGAUCCGGGAGGAACUGGGGAAGUUUGGUGGCAGUUGUUGACAAGAGGUUAGGCAGAGAUGUCAGCACCAAGCAUAACUGUAGGAAGUACCUGUCAGCUUUGUUAUGUGCUGAGAGUACUCUUAUAUGUGUAAGAGCUUACACUUUGUUGAAGCAUAUUGCCUAAAGUUAAGCUGUAUUUUGGUAGUUCAAGUUCA